Molecule: messenger RNA, 6470 nt
Organism: Bolinopsis microptera
Lineage: Eukaryota; Metazoa; Ctenophora; Tentaculata; Lobata; Bolinopsidae
Product: autophagy-related protein 2 homolog A-like
Exons: 45
Coding region: 128-6001 (1957 amino acids)
Biological process (GO): reticulophagy; autophagosome assembly; piecemeal microautophagy of the nucleus
Cellular component (GO): phagophore assembly site
Molecular function (GO): phosphatidylinositol-3-phosphate binding
Source: RefSeq, a predicted model, not a curated record
UUUGUAGACAUGUAACAGAUGAGCUGUUCAGCGUAGUUCCUAACUACAACUAACCAAUCAGAGGGCUGGAUUCUAGUCACGUGAUACUGAUCAACCAAUCAAAGAGCUGUAUUGCUACUCCUAGAUAAUGUGGUUUCCGUGGAGUGACUCUAUCAAAACCAGACUAUGUCGCUUUCUUCUUCACCACUACAUUGGUCACUAUCUAGAGGAGAAGCUAUCGUUAGAUCAGAUGAGUAUAGAACUGUACGCUGGUAAAGGAACUAUACACAACGUCGCACUCAACACUGAGACUCUUAACGAUUUACUCGACCAGCUCAACCUACCUUUCGAGAUAACUGAGGGUUUUAUUGGGCGUGUUUCAAUAGACGUGCCCUGGCAAGCCCUGGUGUCGAGCAGCACUAACGUGGAGGUGGAGGGGCUGGAGAUAACAGUGCAACCUAAACACUACUGUGCAACUGCAACAACCAGCAUGAUGGACUCUGUAAGAAACAUGACAUCCAGUCUGGUUCUAGCACAGCAUGUUAUGGAGGAGGAGGUGGACACUAAACUAGAGGGACUGGAAGCGUUCGCUCACAUGAUAGAGAGCGUGCUGUCACGUGUUACUUGCUCCUUCAGCAACACUGCUAUUAGACUGCAGAGCAGAGACACUUCUAUUGGGGUUGGCCUGGAACUUGUUAUUGAUAAGAUAAACUAUUUUGACGAGAGAGAGCAGGAAGUAACCUCAGUAUUAGAAGAGGACGCCAACAAGUACAUCCCCACUUCUAUUGCUCACAAAGUGAUCUUGUGGAGUGGCAUUUCCAUCAGAGUGUCUGAGACUUCUCCUACUCCGCUCUUUUCUUAUUUUAACGAGAGCGACGAAGACAGAGAAGAGGAGACACCCCCACAGACCACACAACCUAAUGUUAUAGCUAAAUUCUUGGGAGAGCAAGAGAUAAAAAUACAUCUGAAGAUAAAUGACCAACUCCCUGGGCCUAAGCUGGACAUGGAGUGUAAUGUAGGGAGUAUACACGCUAUGCUGUCUCCACAUGAUGUACACAUAUUAUCAGAUCUUAUCCACAGUAUCAACACAACUUUAUCAGACAGUAGGAAGGAGGCUACUCCUCUAAGAUGCCAGAAGAUGAGUAACGAUGAUUUCGCAAAGUUAGAACAGGAACUACAUACCAACCAUAUCAAGGGUAGAGGUUUGUCUCAUGAGGGGUUCGAGAGUGAUUUCUUCUACUCUAUGCACUCAGGUCCUACCCCCUUCCCUAACCUCGACCUUCCUCCUCUAGAUACUGAUAUGCAGAGUAUACCACUGGGAGGGGCAGCAGAUAAACCAGUUCUAAACACUACAUCUCACCGCGCAACUCCUAAACAACAGAAACACAGCGAACUACUUGAGGAUCAGAUCGUGGUACAACUAAAUGUGCGAUAUAUCGCGGUUACACUGUUACAUCAGAACUUAACCAGUGUCAGUGUUAGUGGCGAUCUCUCCCAACCUAACCUACCUAUUGAACCUAUGGUCACUUUAUCUGCCAAGUACUUUGCUGAGGUAGCUGAUCAAGUAACGAACAAUUACGAGAACGACUCCGCAUGCAUUCGCGCCUCCUUAAACAAGGUGUGUCCUCAUGAUCAUCUGUUCCUUGUUUCUGUGAAUACGAACUUUAGACUAGAGCUUAUGACUACCACUCAACAUAUAGAUACGAGUGCGUCACUGUCGAUUGUAAGAUGCGAGAUUGAAGAAGCCUUAUUCAGUUCUCUCACAGAAACAAACCUUUCUUCGCCCAACAUACAACCGGUACUACUAUUGGAUCAAAGAGAAACGAGAGCUACUAGUGGAUCUAUCUACCACCCUACUUCACCUGCUCUCAAUCUUAUCUUCAAAUCUACUACUGCUAACGAAGAGUACAGAACGAACUUCCAGCUGGAUUUAGGAAGUUUGUCAAUAAUAGCAGAUAUAACUAUGUUAGACAGAGUCGGGGUCUUCCACAAACCACAGAACUCCAAGAGGACCGUGCAUCUCCCUACAGUACCUGGGCAAGAUCUUCACCUUCCCACAGCUAGUAUGGUAAGACAAGACAUUUACGAGCAAGUGAUGGGAGAAGACUGGUCGAAUGACAGAUACCAGGAAAUAUUUGUAUCAACAUGUACCUGUAACUCUAUAUCAAUCACAUUUAGGUUCCCUAUCCCGGAUAUGCGGCCCUCAGCUCAGAGAACGUGGUGGGCUCCUGCACUGCGCGCUGAUUACGUUGUUAUUCACAUAGACGAGGCAACUGCGGAGUACAAUACACUUAGUGCGCCUGCUAGUUUCACUGCUGAGUUCACUAAACUAAACUGUGAAUAUCUGGAGAACAGUGAUAGUGACCCCAUACAGUUCCUGUUAGUCGGGUCGUUAGAGGAGGAACCAGAUAGACGUCCUAGGAUUGUAAUAAAGACAAGUCAAGUAACGGACAGCUCCCUCCUUGUAGCUCACAGUCCCUCUCCGCCUCCUUCUCUUGACAACAUUCUACACAUGCCCGAGAGCAAACCCUCCCCAUUCGCCAGUAAACGUGUCAUGUACGAGUCUCAAGAGCUGGUAAUGCCCGGUAGUCGUCCUGAAAUGGAUCUGUUUGAGAAAGGAGUGAAAGAGAACAGUAGAUUGAGUCUAGAGUUUUGCAUUCCAGAGCUGCUCAUCUAUCUCCAGGAUAAACAGUUCUUCGAGGUCCUCUACAACAGGAUAUUCACUGACCUAUGUUUGUGGACUCCUGGCUGUCCUGUAGUUCAAGAAACAAACGUGAAGUUGGAACCGGAGAUCUUCAAAAUGUGCACCAGUACUGCUCACAGAGAAUCAGACUCAGACGAGGAGGAGAACGGAGGAGAAUAUAAUGCUCCAGUUUACAGAUCUCCUCAACACUCCAGCUCGUGGCUUUCUCUCUCGUUUGACAUACAGCAGAGCAGAGUGUCACUAAACUGCACAGUCCCUCCUACUCCCGAACAGUCCCCAUUACAUGUUAACCCUACUGGUGAGCUGCUGCUGGAGAUAAUAAACACUCACAUCUUUACUGUUAUGGAGCAUGAAGGAGAUCCGGACACUUCCUACUUUUCAGUGAGCUCGGAAACUGGCACACUUCUACACGGCAACAACUCUCCAGUUGGUGUGUCCACCUCCACUCUAACCGGCUCCUUCAUAAACACAACACAACUUAACGAGAUACUCUACACUCUACCUUCUCGUCUCACUAAUCUCCUGCCGGACAGUAACAAAGAUUACGGAUUCUUUACUCUAGCUUCUAAAGUCUUCUUUGACCAGAGCAAGAAUAUUAAAGAGAUAACGCUAGCUGUUGCUUUACAAAACGUGUGUCACAGAGUCUACGUAAAGCCCAGGGAGGAAACAUUCGCCUUACAACUUAUGGAGUUCUUUGAUGUUCAGGACUACACUGUACCGGGUUACAAGCUGCCUCUCAGUGUUACUUCACUACACACUCACUUGUGGAACCUGGCUGUUGAUUACAGGCCUCUUUACCUACCUUGGAAGCUACUUCUUACAGUUCAGAGUCUAGGUAUCAGCAGUAAUCUAGCUCUAGAAAGUUCUGUAACUUCUCUGAGAGUGCUAUUAGAAGACUUGUCAUUGUAUCUAGCUCCUGGUAGUGAGGAUGAGACCCCUGUUACUGACUACGUGAAGCUCAUAGACCUGGACCUGUUUGAGCUGAUGAUAAAGAUGCUGAUCUCGCCCAAUGAGAAGUCUCCACAGUUUGAGAUUGAUAUAAAGAACAACAUGUUACAUAUUGGCACGUGCGCGGACGCGUGCGCGGCUCUUAGAGACCUUCUUGUGUACAUCUCUAGUGAGGGUGACCUAUAUGACCCCGGAGAGUGGACUAACACUAGUUCGGAGGAACUGCCCCGUACUACGCGUGUCCGGGAACACAGCAGCUCAGAUGAUAUCCCCUCUAUGAUGAAGUCAGCUGUUAACACGGAGAUAAAGAGAACGUCCUCCUCUAAUCACGAGCUCAGUUCUAACAAAACAGAGCUGGUUACUCCAGCUUACAGUAGGCAGACGUUUACGUUUCCUGAUGACUGCCCUACAGCUGUACUUAACACUGAAAAUGAUAUCGCUAAUGCUGUUGACGAUGAUAGCGAGGAUUUGCCGAUUAGUGUUAAAACUCCUUACAGUACUCUGAACAGCGUUAGUGAAGCUAUGCAGUCAGCUAUGGACGAGGAGAGCGAGGACCAGGAAUUCUUCGUAGUCGAGAGUGAGUUAGUGGAGACCAUGGUUGCUAAGGGACAAUUUGUUAUAAAGAAGUUAGUGGACACUCCUUGCAAACUUGUGGAGGAUCAUCUGACUUUACCUGAAGAUACUGACCAGCUCAAAUCUCCCCCUCACUUCCCUCUCCCUCUCUCCAGAAUCACGAUAAAGGAACUGUCCCUGCAGUGGAUAAUGUACGGAGGUAACGACUUCCCCGCUCAGGAACCUCGCUCCUUGCCCGGCACUCCUAGAUCAGACAGAUCGCGUACUACCAGUGAAUCAGGUGGCAGAGAGCGGAGAAACAGUCCUAAUAAGAACCAUGAAGUUGGACGGAACAAGUCCGAACAGAUGGAGUUUCAGAUUAAUAAAAUAAAACUCAGAUUCGAGCAGUAUCCUGAAACUGCACUUCAGAUAUUCAGACUGUGCCUGAUACUAACUGAUGUAGAAAUCAGAGACAAGAUGGGUUCUAGUAACUUCAACAAGUUCCUCUAUCAGUACAGUACAGACGAGAACCCCCGACCCUCCAGAACCCCCAUGCUCUCUGUUAAAGUAGUCCACAACAGAUCGGAAGAGCUAACAGAAGAUGCGAUAAUCCGAGUAUCACUCCUCCCUCUCCGAUUUAACAUCGACCAGGACGCACUCAUCUUCAUGUUCAACUUCUUCAACAACAUGUCCGAGAUAGCGCCCUACCGGCGUGCGCGCGUUCCUACCCGUGCGUCUCCUAGCAACCCUCCCUGUACAACCUCUACUACCAGAACAGUGGCUGAGGAGCCGCUCUCUUUCGGUAAAAGUUCAGCAGUGGUAGGCAAGACAACCGCGUGUGCUGUGUCGGAGAGGGGAGGUGUGACGGCACCAAUGACGUCAUCAUCUCGUGGGAGUAUGACGUCAUCAGCAUCCUCUUCUCUACACGCUAGAUCUACUGCUGCAUCAGGGUCUGUCUGUGGGACUACAUUACCAGCAGAGUCCAACCGGUCGACACCCGACAUUGAAGAUACUCCCACUUUUAUCAAAGCGUUUGUUUUCUCUCCUGAGGUGCCUAUCAGAGUGGACUACAAGGGAAAGAACAUAAGAGGAGAUAAGAAUUUAAUCAGUAAUCCAGUGACUAAUCUGCUGAUAGGAUUGGCUCAGCUCAAUUGUUCAGAACUCAGACUCAAAUCCCUUUGUUACAGACAGGGUUUAUUGGGCUACUCUCGACUCUUAGAAUGGGCUACGAAUCAGUGGGUAAAUGACAUAAAGACAUCCCAACUACCUUCCAUUUUAGGGGGAGUCGGACCAAUGCACUCCUUCAUUCAGCUGUUCUCAGGAGUGGUGGAUCUGGUCUACUUGCCAGUGCAGCAGUACAGGGAGGAUGGUAGGAUAGUGAGAGGACUGCAGAGAGGGGCUAACAGUUUUACACACAGUACUGCUGUCUCACUCUUACAGCUCACAACUAAACUAUUCUCCUCAAUUCAGUGUGUGGCUGAGGUAACGUACGACCUAGUGUCUCCGUCCCAACACAGAAGGAGUUCUCCCUCGUUCCAGCACCCAGCUGAUCUUAGAGAGGGUCUAGUUAACGCUUACCAGGUAGUGACGACUGAUAUCAGUUCCCGAGCUAGCAGUAUCCAGCACGCAGCUCUCUAUAACCACACGACUAAAGGAAUUACUUCUGCUGUAGGGGGGGUCCUCAGAGAGAUUCCUCCCACCCUGUUACUCCCCUUUAUAACUCUUCCUAAAGUUAUUACACAGCUUUCUAACGGCGCGCAGAACCAUCUCAAACCCAGUACCCUGAAAGAGCGCGAAGAAAAGUAUCGAUCUACGUAAAAAUCUGUAAUUUUGCCCUAUCUUCUAAGUGCAGAACCCGUUAAGUAAACAAGACAACUGUUAAGUAAACAAGACAACUGAUUUAUUUACAGAUUUUUACGUGAAAUUUGAUUGUUUAAGUUAAAAACCAAAGCCGUGUUAAAUCUUAUAUUUACUGUUGUUUUUUUUAAAGGUUUGGUGAGUUGAAUUUUUGUUUAUGUUAAUAAACUUGAGACCCACCUGAAAAUCUUAAAGUCAACUUCAAGACAACAAAGUUCUGUCCAAGUUUACAAUCUGAUUUGCGAGAAUUUUUAUGAGAAAAACAAAUGAACAUUUAUCAAGCAAAGUUUUUUUGAUUAUGUUUAAGUUUAAUAGAAAACUCAUUUAUUGUUUCAGUCGAAAAACUUGUAGUUGUAAAUUUUGAUGUACGAUUCUAAUUGUCCAGGUGAUAAUUUGUAAUUGAAAUGUAAUUUGUUUUCGUUAAAUGUAA